Messenger RNA from Alligator sinensis (Chinese alligator), 2613 nucleotides. RefSeq names its product cadherin related family member 1 (gene CDHR1). Gene Ontology annotation, cellular component: plasma membrane; catenin complex; adherens junction. Gene Ontology annotation, molecular function: cadherin binding; calcium ion binding. Gene Ontology annotation, biological process: adherens junction organization; calcium-dependent cell-cell adhesion; cell morphogenesis. The record is from RefSeq and is a predicted model, not a curated record. Lineage: Eukaryota; Metazoa; Chordata; Crocodylia; Alligatoridae. The transcript is spliced from 17 exons. The coding region runs from base 10 to 2613 and encodes 867 amino acids.
UUCAGUAGGAUGAAGCAUGUAAGGCAUUUCACUCCAUUCUUCGUUCUCUGUUUGGUGCAUGUUUGCCUGGUUCAUGCAAAUUAUGCCCCCUAUUUCUUUGAUAAUGGACCAAGCAGCACAAAUGGGAACAUGGCACUUCUCAGCCUUUCAGAGGACACAUCUGUUGGUACACAUGUGUACACUCUGAAUGGAACUGACCCAGAAGGAGAUCCUGUAACCUAUGGAAUUAAAUUUGAAGCAGGGUUAAGAAGAUACUUUGGCAUUGAUGUGAAUUUUGGGAAUGUCACAUUGAUUGAAGAACUUGAUAGAGAGAAAGAAGAUGAAAUCGAAGUAAUAGUCAGUAUUUCAGAUGGCAUAAAUACAGUUGAUGAAAAAGUCAGAAUCCUUGUAACAGAUGCCAAUGAUGAGAGCCCUGAGUUCAUCAACACACCUUACAUAGUCCAUGUCCCAGAGGACACUCCCUCAGGGAGCAGCAUCCUCAAGACUGAAGCAGUGGACAGAGAUACAGGUUCUGGAGGAAGCAUCAACUACUUUUUACAGAACAUCCAUACUAAUAAGUUUACAAUUGACCGGCACAGUGGUGUUCUUCGCAUCAAAAGAGGGGUCACCCUGGACUAUGAAAAAUCAAGGACUCAUUUUGUUACAGUUGUUGCAAAGGAUGGUGGUGGGAAGCUCCGGGGAAACAACAAGGUGUUUUCAGCAACAACUACAGUCACUAUCAAUGUAGAAGAUGUUCAGGAUACCCCUCCCAUGUUCAUUGGGACUCCAUACUAUGGAUAUGUCUAUGAGGAUACCCUGGCUGGCUCUGAGGUACUAACAGUUAUUGCUCUUGACGGUGACAGAGGAAAGCCUAACAAUAUUCAUUACAGUCUUGUGAAUGGAAGUGAAAGCUCAUUUGACAUCAAUAAUUCAACUGGAGCCAUUUCUGUUAUAAAAAGUCCUAACCAAAUGAAGAAAGAGGUGUAUGAGCUAAAAGUUCAGGCAUCAGAACUCAGCGUGGAGGGCAAUGCGUCAGUGUAUGCUUUUGCCACAGUGAUUAUAAGAAUUGUUGAUCUCAACAAUCAUCCACCAACAUUCUAUGGAGAAAAUGGGCCUCAGAACUGGUUUGAACUGACUAUGUAUGAACACCCACCAGAGGGUGAGAUCCUGAGGGGGCUGAAAAUUACAGUCAAUGAUUCAGAUCAGGGGGCAAAUGCUAAAUUCAACCUCCGACUUGUUGGACCUGGUGGCAUAUUCAGAGUCGUUCCCCAAACUGUCCUGAAUGAAGCUCAAGUUACUAUAAUAGUGGAAAACUCUGCAACCAUAGACUAUGAGCAGUUUCAGGUGUUAUCCUUUAAGCUUCUUGCUAUAGAGGUGAACACUCCCGAGAAGUUCAGCUCAACAGCGGAUAUAGUGAUACGUCUGUUGGACACCAAUGACAAUGUCCCAAAGUUCUCAUCUGACUAUUAUAUUGCCAGGAUCCCUGAGAAUUCCCCAGGAGGUUCCAAUGUAGUGGCUGUAACCGCUACAGACCCAGAUUCAGGACUUUGGGGAGAAGUCAAAUACUCCAUAUAUGGAACAGGCACUGAUCUAUUUCUGAUCCACCCAUCAACAGGUAUUAUUUAUACCCAGCCAUGGGCUGUAUUAGAUGCUGAAGUCAGCUCAAAGUACAACUUCUAUGUAAAGGCAGAAGACACAGAGGGGAAAUACAGCUUGGCUGAGGUAUUUAUUACGGUGCUAGAUGUCAAUGAUCACCCACCAGAAUUCAAUGAGAACAUCCAGGAAAAGACUAUGAUCAUUGGGUCACCAGUGAAGAUAGAGGCUGUAGAUCAAGAUGCAGAAGAACCCAACAACAUUGUGGACUACUCUAUUAUGCAAGCAGAUCCAGCCAAUGUAUUUGACAUAAACCAAAGCACUGGGGAGAUAAAGCUGAAGUCAUAUAUCAGAUCCCUGGAUAUCAUCCACAACAUCACAAAGAACAAAGACUGUAUAUGGUCCCUGAUAGUACAAGCCAAAGACCGGGGUUCCCCUUCAUUUAGCACUACUGCAGUACUGAAGAUUGAUAUCACAGAGGAGACUCUUCACAAAGGGCCUAUGGCAGCCUUUUUGAUGCAAACUAAAGAUAACCCCAUGAAAGCCUUAGGAGUGCUAGCUGGUGUCAUGGGCAUAAUGGUGAUGAUCACAAUCAUAAUCUCUACUGUCAUGUUCUGGCGCAAUAAGAGGUCCAACAAAAUCAUGCCGGUAAGACGGAUCAUAAGAAAGAGACAGACGCAUCAGACUAGGGCGGUUAGGAUGGAGUGGCUGAAAUUCAAAAGGCCCAGCACCAUUGCAGAGAAGUUUGCCAUUGAAGAUGACACAAAGAGCCUGAAGAAUGAAAACAGCAACAAUAACAUCCAAAUUCCUUCUCCACUGCCUAGUGCCCCAAGCCCACCCCCACCGCCAAUCCCACUUCUAGCACCUAAGAAGAAUAGCACUGAAUGGAGCGUGCCCACAGUAUCAGGUUCCCUGACUCCCACGUUUAUAAACAAGCAAUUGAAAAAGAAGGGUCACAGCAGUGCCCACAAUGCCCUAGUGUCAGAGCUGAAACAGAAGUUUGAAAAAAGGAAUGCAGGCAGCAACAACCAUCACCUCUAA